AUGUCCGAUGAUUUGGUUUGUCUGGUUUGUGGCGACCGAGCACUCGGCAAGAAUUUCGGUGCCGUUACGUGUGAGUCGUGUAAAGCAUUCUUCCGGAGAAAUGCCCACAAAAUCAAACUAUUUGUGUGUAGUUUCAACAACAAAUGCCAAUUAGACUCAAUCACCAGAAGAUUCUGUCGCACGUGUCGACUCACAAAAUGCUUUGAUAUCGGAAUGAAAGAGGAUUGGAUAUUAAAUGAUUUGGAGAGAGAGGAAAGACGUCUGAAGAUUGAGUCGAGACGUCUUAAGCGAAAACGUAGCCAAUCCAAUGAUAUUAGUCAUAAGAGCAGCAAAUCUACUGUUUCCUCAUCACCCGAAGCUUGUAUCACAUCCACUGGUGAUGAUAGCCCUGACACCAGUAACUCAACUCUCAUAUUAUGCAACAGUAGUGGCGCUGAAGACUCGCCAAAUAAUUGUCAACAAAUGUCUGCCAAAGUGUUUGAUCCGCACUAUAAGGUCACAGACAAUGCCUGUCAAAGUGUGGUUGAGUUUGACUUCGCGGUUAUCCCUAUCGCCCGACCCAUCACUGACUACAACAACAACUUCAAUGAGAAUGAGUUCCUUAGGCUCCAGGAGCUGUUGUCGGCCACCAAUCAUAUGCAGCGAAACUUCAUACCAGUGGCCACUGAAGAGCCCAAACAAUUCAACGACUUUUUGAAUUGUCUGCUCCGGAAGUGUGAGAAUGAUAUCCCGGUUAUUGUGAAGAUGUGUAAGAGUUUGCGCGGAUUCAACACCAUCUGCGGGUCCGACCAGAUCUCACUCCUUAAGUUAGGGGCACUCGAAGUGAUUUUAUUCAGAAUUAUGGUCACCUUUGACCGCAACACCAAUUGCUAUAUUGUGGUCGAGGAUAACAAAUCAACCAGGCUCAGUUUGGAAUUUUGGAAGUGCUCGAGUGAAGCGAGAAAAUAUACCGGUCAUAGUAACUGGAUCAACAAAAUGUUUAGCCAAUGGGAUGGCGACCCUAUUAUUUUGGAUUUGUUAACGGCAAUAUUGCUAUUCAAUCCAAACCGGCCUAACCUCCAACAUGUCGAGGCUAUUAAACUUCAACGGCACUGUUAUAUGCAUUUACUCAAUCGAUACCUACUAUUGAAAUACCGGUCCGAUUGCGAGGCUAAGACGCGACUCUUAUUUUUUAUGAGUAAUUUUGAUGACAUUCACGACUUGAGUGUAAGACACGCCACCUCUUUCAUGCGGGGCUACCCGAACCUCCCGAACCCCUUUCCCCUUCUCAAAGAGAUUUGUGACAUCAAUACAACUAACACUAGCAAGAAUUUCGGUGCCGUUUCGUGCGAGUCAUGCAAAGCAUUCUUCCGAAGGAAUGCCCACAAAAAGGAUAGUAUUUGGUGUCAUUUCAACAGCAACUGUCGCAUAGACCCCAUCACCAGAAGAUUCUGUAAAUUCUGUCGAUUGAAGAAAUGCUUUGUCGUCGGAAUGAAAGAGAGUUGGAUAUUAAGCGAUGAGGAGAAGGAGGAGAGAAGACUCAAAAUCGCGACAAACCGUCAAAAGUUGAGUCAACGCCACAAAGCUAUCAAUACUGAUGGGUCACCGCAGAUAGCAUCGGACACAUCCAGUGAUAGCCAUUUGACACAACAGUCGGAUCCCAGUGCUGAACAACCGGAUGACCUUUCACUCGACAUAUCGGAUGACUUAAUCAAAAUUAUAGCAGACAUUGAUUUAGACGACAUUCCCAUCGAGCGAUCCAUCGCUGAAAACCACAAACAGCUUAAUGACAAUGAAUUGGGUCGUCUCCAAGAAGUGAUCACUGCGUGCAACCAUUCCCUACUGGACCUCAUUCCUGUGGCCACAUCAGAGGCCACAGACUUUUAUGAGUUUAUUGGUUGUUUGCGAAAUAAGGGCGAAACGGAAAUACCACUUAUUGUGCGGAUGUGCCGCCAUUUGAGGGCAUUUGACACACUUUGUGGUGACGACCAGAUCUCACUUCUCAAGUUCGGGGCACUCGAGAUGUUGAUUCAGAGGCUUAUUUGCACUUAUGAUUCGGCCACCAAAUGCUUCAUUAUACCCCAGGGUGACAAAUCAACCAAGCUCAGUCUGGAAUUCUGGAGAUUCCAAGAGAGAAAAUAUACGGCAUAUAUGAACUUGUUGAGCACAAUGUCGAGUAAAUGGGAUGGAGACCCACUUGUCAUACAUUUGCUGACAAUUAUACUACUAUUUAACCCGGACCGUCCUAAUCUCACUCAUAAGGACACUAUUAAGUGA
Oppiella nova is the source of this 2256-nucleotide messenger RNA. NCBI's taxonomy places the organism in Eukaryota, Metazoa, Arthropoda, Arachnida, Sarcoptiformes, Oppiidae. The record is from the annotation of a GenBank genome assembly.